Molecule: messenger RNA, 3335 nt
Organism: Osmerus eperlanus (European smelt)
Lineage: Eukaryota; Metazoa; Chordata; Actinopteri; Osmeriformes; Osmeridae
Gene: stk3
Product: serine/threonine kinase 3 (STE20 homolog, yeast)
Exons: 11
Coding region: 173-1663 (496 amino acids)
Biological process (GO): protein tetramerization; regulation of MAPK cascade; protein phosphorylation
Cellular component (GO): cytoplasm
Molecular function (GO): ATP binding; protein serine/threonine kinase activity
Source: RefSeq, a predicted model, not a curated record
CCCAUCGCGCACGCCCGAUUAAAAGAAAAUCCAGCUGAGUGUUGAGUUUUUGAAAACAACGACAAGACAGGGCCGACAAUGUUAAUACUGUAAUUAUUGUCUAACGGUUUGGUGGAAUUAGUCAUUUACCAACGUUUGUGAACCCCAAACAGAUCUCCCGACAUUCCAAACCAUGGAGCCCACAGCCCCCAAAAGUAAGCUGAAAAAACUGAGUGAAGACAGUUUAACAAAACAGCCAGAAGAAGUUUUUGAUGUUCUGGAAAAACUUGGAGAAGGCUCCUAUGGCAGUGUGUUUAAAGCCAUCCAUAAGGAGUCAGGGCAAGUGGUGGCCAUCAAGCAAGUGCCUGUGGAGUCUGACCUGCAGGAAAUCAUCAAGGAGAUCUCCAUCAUGCAACAGUGUGACAGUCCCUAUGUGGUGAAGUACUAUGGCAGUUACUUUAAGAACACUGACCUGUGGAUUGUCAUGGAAUACUGUGGAGCUGGCUCCGUCUCUGACAUCAUCAGGCUGCGCAAUAAAACGCUGACUGAGGAUGAGAUAGCGACCAUCCUCAAGUCCACCCUCAAGGGUUUGGAGUACCUCCACUUCAUGAGGAAGAUCCACAGAGACAUCAAGGCUGGAAACAUCCUCCUCAACACGGAGGGGCACGCCAAGCUGGCCGACUUUGGAGUGGCCGGGCAGCUAACGGACACCAUGGCCAAGAGGAACACGGUGAUCGGCACGCCCUUCUGGAUGGCCCCCGAGGUGAUCCAGGAGAUCGGCUACAACUGCGUGGCAGACAUCUGGUCCCUGGGGAUCACCUCCAUAGAGAUGGCGGAGGGCAAGCCGCCCUACGCAGACAUCCACCCCAUGAGGGCUAUCUUCAUGAUCCCCACAAACCCCCCUCCCACCUUCCGGAAGCCUGAGCUGUGGACAGACGAAUUCACCGAUUUUGUCAAGAAGUGUCUGGUGAAGAACCCUGAGCAGAGAGCCACUGCCACCCAGCUCUUACAACACCCGUUCAUCACCAACGCCAAGCCGGUGACCAUCCUGAGGGACCUGAUCUUGGAGGCCAUGGAGGUGAAGGCCAAGAAACAGCAGGAGCAGCAGAGAGAGCUGGAGGAGGAGGAGGAGAACUCCGAGGAGGAAACGGAGGUGGACUCCCACACCAUGGUGAAGUCGGGCUCCGAGGGGGCGGGCACCAUGCGCGCCACCAGCACCAUGAGCGACGGGGCCCAGACCAUGAUCGAGCACGGCAGCACCAUGCUGGAGGCGGACCUGGGCACCAUGGUCAUCAACAGCGACGACGAGGAGGAGGAUGAAGACGAAGGCUCCAUGAGGAGACACACCACACCCCAGCAGCCGCUACGCCCGUCCUUCAUGGACUACUUUGACAAGCAGGACUCAAACAAGGCCCAGGAGAGGGAGAACUACAACCACAAUCAGCCCCAGGAGCCCUACCACAUAGCCAAAAACGUUUUCCCAGACAACUGGAAGGUCCCACAGGAUGGAGACUUUGACUUUCAGUUGAAGAACCUGGACUUUGAGGAGCUGCAGCUGCGCCUGAGCGCGCUGGACCCCAUGAUGGAGCGGGAGAUCGAGGAGCUGAGGCAGCGCUACACUGCCAAGAGACAGCCCAUCCUGGACGCCAUGGACGCCAAGAAACGACGGCAGCAGAACUUCUGAGACUCGCCGGCUUUCUUCUAGCGCGUUCCUGACCAUGGUGCUGACUUGUGAGAGCUGGCAAGGAAAAAAGAGGAUGAUUGCCAUAGAGUUUGUGGUUGUGCCCGAAACUAGAACAUAUUGAUGCCUUUGACGAGCCCCCUGUUUUGACUUCCAUUAACUUGGUUGCCAUGAUUAUAGUCCAAUAGCAUUCCUCCACUUUCUUAAUCAUGUCCGAUUACUAAUAGCUGUAGGCCUGGACUCUCAUGUCCCUACAUUUAUUUUCUGGUCAACUGGUCACCAUGAAGUCUGUUUCACUUGAUUCCAGGGCUGUGGGUUUUUUGUCUUUAAGUCAUGUCUUCUUAGUCUUGACCCAGGAAUGUACUGGUUUGGACAAGUCCCCUUCUUGGUCAAAGGCAUGGCUCUUUAGAAGUCUCCAUGAAAACAAAGCAAAGGGACAAUAUUAGUUUUGUAACUGACAUUCCACCAAACUAGAAGCAGCAGGGGUACUGUAGACGAGUAAAGACGACAUAACCAAGCUUUGACAAUGUUUGGUAAAAGCUGUGGAGGUUUGUCCACAACCAAAGACUAUCGUGAAGAGAAUGCCUUAAAGGGAGGAGUAUUAAAGUAAUGGACGUAUGUAAUUUACCCUUAAUGAGAAAUCAUGCUGUUGAGUACUAUUGAAUGAUCCCUAUCUACAACCUAAUUAUGGGAAUUGAGGGAAGGGAUAAUGCAUGUCUCAUUUUGAUGGACCAUGAAGUUAAAUCUCGGUUAACAAUAUUAUUUUCUUUGUAUACUUUUCUAUCAUCUUCAGUUGGCUGUUUCAAAAAAUCUGUAUACUUAAGUUUGUCAUAAAACAUAAUCUGGCAUGUCAACCCAAGUAGUUUACUUAGUUUUUCAGCAAAUAUAGAAGAUGGAACUGGCUGUCUUCAGUUGUGUCAGUGUUGGAGGCCAUACUAAACAUUUCAUGACAGACGAUAUUGUCAGUUGAAGCUAGAGAUUGUGCUAAAGGCUCUUAAUGGUGUUCAAAUUGCUGUAAAUUAUUCAUUAAUGUUUUGUGUAAUACACCACAUGACCUAAAAAUCUAGAACCAAAUAUCAAUGAAUUAACUCAGUUCAUAAGCAAAUGCAGUAAUACAUUGAUACUGACAUUUGACAAUCAUUUAAUACCAUUGUGUUGGUUUUAAAAUGUAUAGAAUUUUCUGAAUGUAAAGGUUAAUUAUAGACUGUGGUUAAAUAAGGCAUGGUGGUGUAGGACAACUCACUUCACUUCUUGGAGUAAACCUUGGUGAGCUUCUAGACAGAUCCUACUUCAAAAAGGAUUUGAGUUGCAGUUUGGCUAUGUGUAUUUAAUUUUUUUGUUUGUUGGUAAUGACACUACAGAAUUGUCAGAAAUCUAUUUUUAAAUACACAUCCUAUCAGUCAAACUUGUUAAGCCUAUUGCGUAGUGGCAUAGUUCCAUUUAAAGUCUAACAAGUAACUAUUAACUCUGGAUAAGAGCGUCUGCUAAAAAAAUGACAUAAUUAACAUAAACGAAGGUUAUAUUCUGCUGUAAUAGUUUGUUGCAUUUAUCCUCAUAUAUUUACACAAUUCAGGCAACAUAUAAGGACUGAGUUGAAUGUAACCUAUUGCUUUCUAACUUAUUGUUUCAAAAUGUUAUGUUUGGAAUGUGUAGGAAAUAAAGUAACUAGAACAUA